Messenger RNA from Gasterosteus aculeatus aculeatus (three-spined stickleback), 3016 nucleotides. RefSeq names its product calcium channel, voltage-dependent, gamma subunit 3a (gene cacng3a). Lineage: Eukaryota; Metazoa; Chordata; Actinopteri; Perciformes; Gasterosteidae. The record is from RefSeq and is a predicted model, not a curated record. Gene Ontology annotation, molecular function: channel regulator activity; voltage-gated calcium channel activity. Gene Ontology annotation, biological process: positive regulation of synaptic transmission, glutamatergic; postsynaptic neurotransmitter receptor diffusion trapping; regulation of AMPA receptor activity. Gene Ontology annotation, cellular component: AMPA glutamate receptor complex; postsynaptic density membrane.
AUCAAUCAAAAGGUCCUGCGAAAAUAAUCUUCAUUUUACAAACAUGAAAGCUUGAUUCAACCUUAGUUUGCGUUCUAAACCAAGAAGAAUUAAGUUUUCUGUCGCCCUCGCUUGUGUAAACUCACAUUUUAACACUCGCUGCUGUCCACGGUGCUGAACUGAAUUUAUUCAGGCCACAGGUUCGUCCAGUGAUAGGAACAAACACACACACACACACACACACACACACACAGGGGGCGGGGUUACCCUAACCACACACAGUCAAGCUACAACAAACUAGAUGUUGUCAGAGGACCGGUGCUGCUGGUGCUGCUGGUGCUGUUUUCUCCCAGCAACCUUUUGUUUCAUGGCGGCUUUGUUCUGUUUUUGCACUCCUCUCCCCCUCGGCCGGCGUCUCCUCACUGGUUCUUCAACUGGCAAUACUUCCCAUCUCAGGGACUCUUAAUCUAGGCGAAAACCUGCACAAGUCUCCAGCUGCGCGAGCGGGCCUACAGCUUAGGUGAGCAGAAGAUGUGGACACAAUCUGAGCGUCCUUCUGCCGAAUGGAUCCACACGAGGACCAGACACCGGGGGAAAGUUUUUAACAGUUUCUAAACCCUCGUUGUGGAGGAGGAGGAGUCUGGGCCGACAUGAGGCUGUGUAACCGCGGGGUGAUGAUGCUGUUGACCACGGCGGGGGCUUUCUGCGCCUUCAGCCUCAUGACCAUCGCCGUGGGAACGGACUACUGGCUGUACUCCCGCGGGGUGUGCCGCUCCAAGAACCAGAACGACAACGAGACCGUGCGCAAGAACGAGGAGGUCCUGACCCACUCGGGUCUGUGGAGGACCUGCUGCACCGAGGGGACUUUUCGGGGCGUUUGCAAAGACAUUGAUCACUUUGCUGAAGAUGCCGACUACGAGCAGGACGCCGCAGAGUACUUACUGCGCGCGGUGCGGGCCUCCAGCCUCUUUCCCAUCCUCAGCGUGGGCUUGUUAUUUCUCGGAGGUAUGUGCGUGGCUGCCAGCGAGUUCUACAAGUCCCGCUACAACGUCAUCCUCACCGCGGGUAUUCUCUUUGUCUCCGCAGGUCUCAGUAACAUUAUUGGCAUCAUCGUGUACAUAUCAGCCAACUCGGGCGACCCCAGCCAGAGCGACAACAAGAAGAGCUACUCCUACGGCUGGUCCUUCUAUUUCGGCGCUCUGUCCUUCGUGCUGGCCGAGAUGGUGGGCGUCCUCGCCGUGCACGUGUUCAUAGAGAAACACAGGCAGCUGCGCACCAACGGGCGGCCGUCCCUCAUUAAGACGCCCAUCUCCCGCAGCUCAUCUUACUACCGCAACCGCUACAACCACAGCCGCUCCUGUCGAUACAGCUGCAGGAGCAACCAAAGCGCGGGGGACUCCUUUCGAGCGUCCUUGAUGCGAGACGGAGAGCCGUCCAUCUCGGCGGAAUCCAAGGCCAUGGCGGGCUUUCCGACGACGGCGGCGGCGGCGGACCCAGAGUUCGUGCUCUACGCUUUGACCUCGCCGCUCAAAGAGCCUAAAGUUGACACGGCCAUGGAUGAUUUGACCGCUGCGGCGACGGCUCACAACAGCACAGAGAUGCUGCCCGGAAACGGUGCCGCCAACAGGAGGACCACGCCUGUCUGAGGAUGUAGAAAAAGCAAGAAAGGAGAACAAUAAAUGAACCAACGUUUUUUUUUUUUUUUGGUACAAAAAGAGGAAGGACCUGAAUGGGCCUCCACACACUGAUACGUCUGAAAAUAAAUGAUAAAAAGAAGAAAUCAAAACCUGCGUUUCCCAGUGCCGAGUUUGAUGUCUCCAGCGUGGUGGUUUUGGCCGACAAACAAUCCAAAACUCCCAAAUAUUACAUUUACAAUGAUGCAAAACCAAGAAAUGAAGUCAACUUUGUGUGUGUAAAGCUGGAAUCCGAGAAAAAAUGCAUGUCAUGUUGCUAUGUGCUACUGCUACGCGAAUGAGUGUGUGUAUAAUUAAAGGAAUGUGUGUUUGAGAGAGACAGUCGUGCAUAGAGAGACAGGAAGGAGGAGCGUUUCAUGAACCUGGAACUAUUACAUAGAAAUACGAUACACACAAAUCUGGGAAUGACACAACUAACUAUGUCCAUUUCCUGUCCUCGUUUUUGGAACUAAGCUCAAAAUCGAAACCCCAUUAAGUCCAUUAGAUCCCUCCCAAUCUGUCUGUCGCUGUGUCUCUGUGAGUGCGUAUUGCAUAAGUGUAACAAAGGGAACCAUUAUUUCUUUGUCCCUGAGUCUCUGUUUACAUAAUAAAGUGCAAAUAAAGUGCAUGAAUUAACACAAAACAUGCUUUGGGUAGAACGGAGCAGUGCUUUUGUUCUGUUCAGUGCACAUUACAGGUUUAUGUGAGGGAGAACGUUUGAAUAUCUAUCCCUGCAUAAAGCAAAGUAUGACUAUAAAAAUAAUAAAAUCGCCCCCCUCCCUGUGGUGAAGGACAGGAAGAUUGUUUUGUGUGAAUGUGCAUGAGUAAACUGUGUUAGAGGUUAUGACGGUAUAAACGGCUUCAGCUGCAUAACAGCAGGGUCAUGAUGCGUUACCAUGGCAGCAGCAUCAUGCAGGCGAACAUCCAAGGCAGUUUUGAUAUCCACGCUCACGACGCCAUCACGUCCUGACCACUCAAUAUGAUUUAUCACCAGACACCAUGUCGCCUCACGCAACAAACCACCUCAGACGUGUUCAAAUUCAUUCCCUAUUUGACUGUGUAUAUUUUCCACAAGACAAAGCAAUCUUUUACAUCUUUUUUGUUUUGUAUGUAAGUUCUACAUCGGUCAAUAUUAUUACUUUAUCGGCAACGGCAGGAUUUCAACCCAAACCCCCGUAGAGACUGGAGCCGUAUGCAGAUGCCUGAGACGCCUCGGUCUUCCUCUGAAAACCAACAAACAUCAAGUCUGUCUAUAUGGAGAAAUAACAGAAAGAUCACUGUUAUGUUUAUUACCUAGUCAAUCACUCUCACAUUGUUGAUUAGUGUAGCAUUGAUGGCAUUUUAAUAAAAACCUCACUCCUGAU